Molecule: messenger RNA, 2969 nt
Organism: Ostrea edulis (European flat oyster)
Lineage: Eukaryota; Metazoa; Mollusca; Bivalvia; Ostreida; Ostreidae
Exons: 7
Coding region: 595-1860 (421 amino acids)
Biological process (GO): regulation of transcription by RNA polymerase II
Cellular component (GO): CCAAT-binding factor complex
Molecular function (GO): RNA polymerase II cis-regulatory region sequence-specific DNA binding; DNA-binding transcription factor activity, RNA polymerase II-specific
Source: RefSeq, a predicted model, not a curated record
AAACACAUUCGAAGUUUGCCAAGCCAAUACCGUCUGCGCUUUCAUCAGAAGACGACUAGCUAAAUCAAUUCACCUGUAGCAGACGUCCCGUGUAAAAUCAUGAAUGGAGACAAUACUACUUGCUAUCACAAGACUCUGAAUAUUCCAUGUGACCUUUUAUAUUUCUAAUAAUAUUAUCCAAUCAGAAAGCAACUUCCUGUCAACUCGUGGUAGAGUGCAUUGCUUCCUUUUUUCAUCCAAUAAAGUGUGGGGUACCAUAUUUGUUUAUUUUAACCACUUGAUUUAACUUCCUACGUUUAAAAAUAAACACAAUACACACGACAGAUAAAUUCAUUAUGUAUUUAAAACCCAACUUAAAUAUUCUGUGUUUAUUUUCAAAAAAGUUUUGUAUGUAAACAGACAUGCAAUUUUGCACUGUGAAAUAUUCGAGUGGACUUGAAGUAAACAGUAAAUAUUAGUGAGGAAGUUAAAGCAUGCAUUUGUUGGAUUAUUGUGAGAUAUCAAUAUCAUAUAGGUCACAGGAGUUUGAAAAUUAAAGAGCCUUCUAGGAGAGCAAUUUUUCCUGCAAAAUUUAAUCUUGCUCAGGAAUCAGUCAUGCAUGUUCCGGGGCACUACGGUCCCGCACCGUCCCAGCUCUAUCUUCAACAACAACAGCAGCAGCACCACCAUCAUCAACAUAAUCAGAUUAGAAACUAUCAGGGUAGAUGUCAUUCCAACCCUUUUGUUCACGCUAUGGAGGAUCUAAAUAUCUCUCAUUACCAGGACUCUCACAGAUUGAGACCUCAGGUCAACCCCUCCUCACAGAGCAGUAGUGUAAUGAUACAGCCAGAGAGCCCUGUCUCACACAGGAACAGCCAGUCUUCGUCUUGUCCCGUGUCUCCUAAUUCCAGCUGUGGCAGCCCUAGGUCAUCUCAUUAUCCAGAAUUAGUGUCAUCACCACUGCAUUACGAGAAUGUUCCUCAUCUUCAAAGUUCUAAUCCCGCAUUUCCUUCAAAUCAGCAAGCAUUCCACCACCUUGCUUAUCAACGCCAGUACAAUGACAACCGGCUCAGCGAUGGUGAACAUAUUCGGGCGCGAAAUAAUGCAAAUCGACUUGAUUCUCCGAAUAAUGGUAAUUCCAUAGCGUCCCCAAACACGCCUUACUACCAAUCCUCUUCAUCAUCGCCAGAUGUACGUAGCGGAAUUUCGCAGUCUCCUUUCCUCCAAAGCAGGGUACCUAUGGUGAACCCAUACACAAGGACCUCCGCACUGUACCCUCCGCACCCAUCCUCACCUCCAGUCUCUGGUCAUAAUGGACAAGAUUUAAGCUCAUCGUCUCACUCUUGCCACAUUUCGCAACAGAACAGCAACCAGCACCUACAAGUGAUGAAUUGUUCCGACCAGAUGUCAAACUCAGUAGACACUAGUAAUCCUGGGAUUGUUCCCCAUCCAGAUAUCCGCCAGUACCCAGACGGUUUUCCAAUGUCCCAACAACAACAAAUUAUGGUGCUGAAUGGUGAAAAUAUUCCCUCUGCGUCAUGUCCCUUUCCAAUGUCAGAGCUUCCGGAAGAGGAACCUCUCUAUGUUAAUGCCAAGCAGUAUCACAGGAUUCUGAAACGACGACAAGCACGGGCGAAACUGGAGGCCCAAGGCAAAAUUCCAAAGGAGAGAAAAAAAUACCUCCAUGAAUCCCGUCAUAGACACGCCAUGAAUCGCUACCGAGGUGAGGGUGGCCGCUUUUUCUCCGCAAGCUCCAAAGAAAUCAAAAAGGAAUUGGAGGAUUCUAUCAAAAAAGAACCACAGGAUUAUGAGCUCGAGGAGUCACAUGAUCCAGGAUUUCUGACCUUCAGCGACAUACACAAGAAUACUCUGGAAACUUGAGGAAAUGCGCAAAAUGUGCCUUUUUCUACAUUGUUCAAAAAUGACAGAUCACUUGAUGUAUAUGUGUCCUGAUUUUUAACUUUUUAUUGGGUAUUGAGAAUUACUGAAGAAAAUAUGUAAUACAAAUAAUGAUAUUUUCUCUGUUUAUGAACUCUUUUUGCGGGUUAUUGACCGUCUAUAAGCAAGUUUAGCCAAUAAAAAUAAGAGUAUUAUUGUUAGCAUGUUGUAUACACUUACAGGAGCUUAAAUGAGCACACGGAGACGUAGCUGCAGAACUGUAGCUCUCUGAAAAAAUAUUUUGACGGAACAAAAUAUUUUUUCAGAGAGCUACAGUUCUGCAGCUAACGGAGACGUAGAAUAUGUAUUUUCAAAUUCUAUUUUAGUUUAUCUGCAAGUUUUUCCAUGUUGCAAAUAAGACUAGUCACUUAAUAUAUGUAAAAGAAAACUGUUCAUAUACAAUGUGUUCAUCAACUGUUAUGUAGUUAUAGAAAAAUGGUGUUAUUAAAAUAUUUAUUUAAAAAUCAAUUGUCAUUGUUUAAGGAUGAAAUAUAGACAUUUAAGAAAGAUAUUCUCCCUGGAUUUCAUUGUGCAUAUAUAUAUAUAUAUAUAUAUAUAUAUAUAUGAAGAUUUUCAUUUUAUUAUUUCUGGUGAAGAAUUGCAAUAAAAAUCCACUCACAAUGAAAUGCAAUUAUAGUACGCGUAAUUCAUAUUGCUGUUUUAAAUAUCAUAAUCAUUUGACUUACAUUUUAUAUGCAUGCGCAAUACUGUACUCGAGCUUGCAAAGUGUGGGUCAUUGUAAGAUUGGGUCUCUGAUGUUUUCAUGAAGAUCUGAUUUUUUUGUUUAAUAUUGAUAUAUUCAGACAUUGCUUUAAAGGAAAUUGGUUUAGUUUGAUGGUCGAUAUUUUAAGAAUUGCUACAUCUUAUUCCGUCCCCUCUUCCGGUGAUAAAAUGGCUGAGCUUACAUUGUAAAGAUUUAUCUGCAAUGGAUGUGAAAUAAAUAUGAUGUAUACUGAGAGCCCACUGUCUUAUACUUUACUGUUACUUGUGUACUUCAAUCAUUUCUAUGGCAAGUUUUUUUUAAUGAAAUAAAUGAAUGAUGAAGGAAUCAG